AUGAUGUUCCAGCUAUUUCUCGCUAUUACUACUCUGAUAUCCUCAACAACCUGCAAUGAGAUCAGUGAAACAUUCGAGAGAGGGUUCGGGUUCAACCACCAUUCUCUCAAGACCACUCCAACCAACACUAAAGUUCCUAAACAUCUUCAAGAUUUGAUCAAUAACCCUAACCCAAGAUCUAACCGAAUAGUCAGCACUAAAGCUACUUCAAUGAAGAUUUCUAAACAUAAAAUUAGUGUCUCCUACACCCUCUCUAAAGACAGUCACCGUCAUGGUACUCUCAAAGACGUAGAACUAAUAGUUUACCUGAAACCUUCCACUGAGAUCUCGACUCUGAAGAUAACAGUUUUGGGAACAGAGCAAAAGUUUAAUGUCUCCUCACGAUCAGGGGAACCUACAGCUCUGCCUCUGAAGAUUAAAAACAAGCUUGUUGCCUCGCUACAAACCCUCGAUAUUGUGAUCAGUGCUGAGCGGACUCUGCUGAAUUCCCACGGUAUAGAAGUUACUUCAACUCUGCAAAUUAACAAGAUAAUUAACCUCAAAGAGAAACCUCAUCUCACCCUCCUUUACAAGAACCAGGAGAUCCUUCAACCCUCAGCUAAGAUCGCUAGAAGACACUUUCUCCAGAUGUUUGGUGAGACCCACCACUUGGAACGAAGAUCCGCAUCUCCCCACUGUAGAGUCCAGGACCUGAUGGUAAACUUCAACAAGAUCGGACUCAACUCUGUGGUGUACCCUCUGGACUUUAAUGCUCACAUCUGCUCGGGAGAGUGUCAUAUUGACCACGAGGAGACCCCAAUGACCAACCACGCCCUCAUUCAGAAUAUGUUGUAUCAGAGCGGAGGGGAGGUACAGGGAGCUUCCUGUGUAUCAGACCAAACUAAACCUCUAAGUGUUCUGAUUGCUGUGGGACAACACUUCCAUCUUACUGUGUACGAAGACAUGGUGGUCGAGUCUUGUAGCUGUAGAUAA
Molecule: messenger RNA, 972 nt
Organism: Bolinopsis microptera
Lineage: Eukaryota; Metazoa; Ctenophora; Tentaculata; Lobata; Bolinopsidae
Exons: 1
Coding region: 1-972 (323 amino acids)
Cellular component (GO): extracellular region
Molecular function (GO): growth factor activity; cytokine activity
Source: RefSeq, a predicted model, not a curated record